Messenger RNA from Canariomyces notabilis, 1401 nucleotides. RefSeq names its product glycoside hydrolase family 30 protein. The record is from RefSeq and is a predicted model, not a curated record. Gene Ontology annotation, biological process: sphingolipid metabolic process. The coding region runs from base 1 to 1401 and encodes 466 amino acids. NCBI's taxonomy places the organism in Eukaryota, Fungi, Ascomycota, Sordariomycetes, Sordariales, Chaetomiaceae. The transcript has 2 exons. Gene Ontology annotation, molecular function: glucosylceramidase activity.
AUGCCAGGCCUGGCCCUGGCGGGAGCCCUGGAGCGUCGGCAGGCCGUCACCAUCAGCGUCAAUCUGGGUCAAAAGUACCAGACUAUGGAUGGUUUCGGAGCCUCAGAGGCCUUUCAACGCGCACUUACCAUGCAAAGGCUUCCCGAGACUGAACAGCGCAAGUUUCUCGACCUGAUGUUCAGCACCGAAAAGGGGGCCGGCUUGACCAUUCUUCGGAACGGCAUUGGGUCGUCCCCGGACAUGAGGGACGACCACAUGGUGUCGAUUCAACCGCAGAAUCCAGGAGGCCCCAGGGCGACGCCCAAGUAUGUUUGGGAUGGAUCCGAUAAUGGGCAACUCUGGGUCUCCAGGGAGGCUGUGCACACGUACGGCGUAAAGACGAUCUACGCCAACGCAUGGAGUGCGCCGGGUUAUAUGAAGACGAACGGCAAUGAUGCAAACGGUGGGAGCCUCUGCGGAGUGUCCGGCGCCAGUUGCUCGAGCGGAGACUGGAAACAGGCUUACGCCGACUAUCUGGUGCAAUACGUCAAGUACUAUGCCGCCGAGAACAUUACCAUCACACACUUGGGCUUCAUCAACGAGCCGGGGCUGACGACUUCAUACGCAUCCAUGCGCUCGUCCGGCACCCAAGCAGCCGAUUUCAUCAAGGUGCUACGCCCGACGCUGGAUAGAAACAACCUUACCACCCUCAAAAUCAACUGCUGCGACCAGGAAGGUUGGCAAGGCAUGAACAGCAUGCUGGGCCAGAUGCGGGGGGUCGAGUCCAUGCUCGACACCAUCACGGGACACAGCUACACGUCGCAGCCCACCUCGUCCCUGUCCACGAGGCUCAAGACGUGGCAAACCGAAGCGGCAGACCUCAACGGCGCGUGGACCUCGGCGUGGUACCAGAACGGCGGGGCCGGCGAGGGCAUGACGUGGGCCAACAACAUCUACACGGCCAUCGUCAACGCCAACGUCUCCGGCUAUCUCUACUGGAUCGGCGGCCAGGACCGCUCGAGCAACACCAACAGCAAGAUGAUACGCGUCGUCAACAAGGCCGUCGACCCGUCCAAGCGGCUCUGGGCCAUGGCCAACUGGAGCCGGUUUGUGCGCCCCGGAGCGGUCCGCGUGGGUGCCUCCGGCAGUGGUGUCCGGACCUCGGCGUUUCAGAACGUUGAUGGUACGGUUGCGGUGCAGGUCAUCAACAGCGGCGGCGAGCGGUCUGUCACCGUCUCUGUGGGCGGUGGGGAUUUCAAAGCUGCGAGUGCGACGGCUUGGGUUACGGACAAUACCAGGGAUUGCAAUCAGAUUACGGCAAGUGUUGAUGCCAGCAGCGGGAGGGUGACGGGUAGUGUUCCCUCUCGGAGCAUGGUGACGUUUGUGCUUCGCCCGGCGGCCGAGUCAGGGGCAGGCGCUUGA